UUGAUAAAUAAAAAUAACAAUCACCUGAACAUGUAAUUUAUGAUAUUUAUCGUCGAAAACAAUUUAAAAAUAAAACAAGUUCCACGGUAACAUAAUAGGCCAAAUCCAUUGUUCUACGAAGCCCUUCGUCAAAUCUAGACUUGCAAGCCUGUUUCCCGGGUGACGAUCAAUAUGUCCCGCCUAUCCCGACUUGGGUGGCGCGCAUGCGCACUCGACACCACUUUGACGGGACCUCGCUAUUUCUGGAGAAAACAAACUGAUAUUAUUGUUAAGUUGUGACGAUUUUGUGAAAAUGGGCCCCGAAAACGAAACUGAGGCAACAGACGACAUGCUGGAAUCAAUAGACGAGCUGAAAGAACGCCUCUCCUCCAUGAAGAGGAUGAUGGAGGAGAGAAACAAGAGCGGUGCAGGAAACCAGGACCUAUUCCAAGGUCACGCGCGCAGCCUCCAGGGCACCACCAUGAUCGACGGCAACUUCCUGAGCUUCGUCUUUGGAGGAUCUCUAUUCGUGAUCCUCAGUGUAUCAGUCUAUGCUUUUUAUAAUCUGUAUCAUGCCGUGUUAAAGAAAUUCCCAUCGAGCCACACUGAAUUGUAAAAAUUUUGUAACGUUAGAAACCUGUCUUAAAUCAUUUAGAUAUAAACAUUAAGAAAUUGGGUCAUCAUUAUUUAGCCUUUCGUACGCGUGAGUCUGUUUGGGUGUUAUGCUUUUUCUAUUCCAAUUGUUAUAUUUCUGUUUGAUAGUAGCCAGUUUUAUUAUUGUAAAGCUAAGUUUCUGUUUUAAAGUUAUGUGUUUAAUGUCAUAUCUAUCGUUCAAAAGCCUGCAAGGUGUUGUUAUUUAUCGACAACGCUUGCUAUUAGGCGAGCGACUUAACAAAAAUUGUAUUGCUCAUUCAUAAAUUGUACAAAAGCGUACGUCGUUGUCACUAUCAGUAAUCAGUAAUUAAUUAUUCACGUAUUUUGUAAAUCUGACACAAUGCUUCUUAGAAAUACUUUAAAUUCAUGACUAAACGGUUUAAUAUAACUGGGCGAAGUAAUGCUGAGUGAAGACUGAAUUUGUUGAAGAAUUGUUGAAUGGAGAAGUUAUCAAGGUUGCAGAGAAGUAAGAAAUCGUCAUAAUUACAACAAUUUUAUGAUAACACAGUCAGCCAGGGACCGACAUUUUAAUAUACUUAAUAAUGUGUAGUAGGUAUCAGAAAUUAAGUUUUUGGGUCGAAAAUAUUGGAUCAUACAUUUAUCGGAAUAAAGUGCAAUAAAAAAUAUCUAAAAUCAAGUAAAUUUUCUAAGCAUUCAAAUGUAAUAAAAUUUUAUGAGCAUAAUAAUAAAUAUGGCCGACAUAUAACCUGUCAAACUGAUAAUAGAUUUAUUUUUACGCAACAACGUCAAUACAACAAUCAAUCAUUUAAUUGUAUUUCUUCAUGUAAAAGAAUGUCGGCUUAACAUAUAUCUUAUCGCUAUAUGUCGAAGAAUAAUACUAGAGUUUAGGAAUCGAAUAACUUUAAACUUUUUCAAUAUCAGAUAAAAACUUAUUUUGGAAUUAAAUUGAUUAUAUGGAACGCAGAUGGUCGAUUUAUGUUAUCAAACAAUGCGUCAUUUUAUUUUGACUGUUCUGCAAAAACUGCAUGUAGUUCUUGAUAUUACUUGUUAAGAAAUGACAAUCGAUGUAUAAAUUUACACAAAAUCAACGCUGUCAGCUGGCUUUACUUACUGUUUGUUCCUCUCCAACAAAUAUCAGAAAAUAUCAGUGAGUCAUUUCAUACAGUUUCAAACAAUGUGAAAAUUUGAAUGAUGCGUCAACUUCCAAGCUCUUCAGUAUUCUGGUGAGAACUUACAAGUUUUAACUUUGACGUUAAAGUAAUGAAUAUCAUAAUAUGUUCUUUUAAGAAGAAUUUUAUAUGUCAGAUUAAUUAGUUUCGUCUGCGUUCGGUGUUAAUAUUCCAUCGCUAGUUUUAAAAUUAAAAUGUAAGUGACUUCAAAAUGUAAAUUCUGCAUGAUUUGAGAGUGGACAAUAUUAACUAAAAAAAUCCUUUGAAUAAUAAAUUAUAUA
Messenger RNA from Manduca sexta (tobacco hornworm), 2044 nucleotides. RefSeq lists its product as uncharacterized. The record is from RefSeq and is a predicted model, not a curated record. Bases 293 to 595 code for a protein of 100 amino acids. Lineage: Eukaryota; Metazoa; Arthropoda; Insecta; Lepidoptera; Sphingidae. The transcript has 2 exons.